AUGUUCUCAGAGGUAAGUGGUUCCAGGGAGGGCGGAUGUUCUCUGCUGUGUCACCCUGGCUCCGAAGACCGGGAUCCCACAGUAUUUGACAGGGUCAAGCCAGCCUACUCCCCCUGCGCUGAUCGCUUUAGACUUGGGGACCGCAGUUUCAAUCGUCAAUAUGCACACAUCUAUGCAACACGACUCAUGCAGAUGAGUCCCCUACUCACAGAGAGGGCCCAUCAGAAAUGGGGUGCUGAUGUACGAAUCAAGAAAUUGUGUGAUCUGCAGAUGGGUGAGCAGUGUUGCAUUGUGGGAACCUUAUUUAAGCACAUGGAUCUGCAGCCGUCCAUUCUGAAGGAGAUCAGUGAGGAGCACAACCUGCUGCCCCAGCCACCACGUUCCAAGUACAUCAGCGAUUCAGAUGAGUUGAUCCUGGAGGAUGAGCUGCAGAGGAUCAAACUUGAGGGCAAUAUCGACGUGGACUUGUUUGUUACAGGAAGUGUUAUUGCUAUAUACGGGGCAGAGAAGAAUGAUGGAAAAUUCACGGUGGAAGAUUUCUGUACUGCUGACCUCCCUCCUCAGACUCCCAGAACCUUAGUCACCUCUGACAGGUUUGUGCUACUGGUGUCAGGUUUGGGCUUGGGCGGUAGCCAUGCCGACAGUAUGCUGGCCUUACAGUUACUUGUUGACAUGGUAACGGGUCAGCUGGGUGACCAGGGGGAGCAGGGCGGUGCUGCGACCAUCUCCAGGGUCCUGCUGGCCGGGAACCUUCUGAGCCAGAGCACACAAGACAAGGAUGCAUCCACCAAGGCUAAGUACUUAACUAAGAAGACCCAGGCAGGGACUGUGGAGGCCGUUCGUCUCCUGGAUGAGAUGCUGAUGCAGCUGGUGGCCUCCGUGCCGGUGGAUGUGAUGCCGGGUCAGUAUGACCCCACUAACUACACCCUUCCCCAGCAGCCCCUACACCGCUGCAUGUUCCCCCUGUCCUCCACCUACCCCACCCUGCAGCUGGCCUCCAACCCACACCAGGCCACUAUUGACGGGGUGAGGUUCCUGGGCACAUCAGGACAGAAUGUGCUUGACAUCCAGAAGUACAGCGGAAUGGACAGUCAUCUGGACAUACUGGAGAACACACUGAGGCUCAGACACCUUGCCCCCACUGCACCCGACACGCUGGGCUGUUAUCCGUUCUACCUGAAAGACCCUUUCAUCCUGGAAGAAUGUCCUCAUGUGUACUUCAGUGGCAACGCCCCCUCCUACCAGUCCAGAUGCAUAACAGGUGCUGAUGGUCAGGAGGUCCUCCUGGUAGCUAUCCCAGAAUUCAGCAGCACUCAGACGGCGUGCCUGGUUAACCUCAGAACUCUAGAGUGUGAACCAAUCAGCUUCUCUUCCUUUAAUGCUGGUGACGACGAGGAAAGUGAAAUGAACAUCAGCCACUGAAUGAGACAGAACCACGUCAGAACCUCCCUUGGUUUUCCAAGGGAGUCCGGUUGAAUAAUAUCAAGGAGUUUGAUGUCUGUUAAGGUGGUUGCUGUUUUCAAAGUCACCAAUCAAAGUAAUGUCACCAGUAUCUAGUAUGUAAUGAAUAGGUUGGUUCAACAAUGGUAUGCAGUUAUGCCAGUACUGUUUGGCUUGGAACCUGUUACAAAUGAAAAUGUAUGGUGUGAAAAGGAUUGUAAUGGAACUAAUUAAGUGUUUUGUGUGCCAGUGCCCAACCAACGCACGGUCCCCAUUUUGGUCUGGUGAACAUUAAGAAAGAGACAAAUGAUGUACUUAAACAAGCCUUUAUUCAUUGAAAAAAUAACUUUUCUCUACCUCAGCUAGAGGAAAAUCUCUCUUGGUUUCUCUUUCAACCUUCAAAAGACAUUUUGUCAAGUUACUGUCUGUCAGCAUUAUGGCUUUGUUCUCAUUAGUGAAAAUAAUGUAAAUAAAUCCACACUUUUAUAAGAAAUAAA
Esox lucius (northern pike) is the source of this 1937-nucleotide messenger RNA. RefSeq names its product polymerase (DNA directed), delta 2, regulatory subunit (gene pold2). NCBI's taxonomy places the organism in Eukaryota, Metazoa, Chordata, Actinopteri, Esociformes, Esocidae. Gene Ontology annotation, cellular component: delta DNA polymerase complex. Gene Ontology annotation, biological process: DNA strand elongation involved in DNA replication; DNA replication. The transcript has 10 exons. Gene Ontology annotation, molecular function: DNA binding. The record is from RefSeq and is a predicted model, not a curated record. The coding region runs from base 1 to 1422 and encodes 473 amino acids.